Heterobasidion irregulare TC 32-1 is the source of this 2047-nucleotide messenger RNA. RefSeq lists its product as uncharacterized. Gene Ontology annotation, cellular component: endoplasmic reticulum. Gene Ontology annotation, molecular function: phosphatidylinositol-4-phosphate phosphatase activity. Lineage: Eukaryota; Fungi; Basidiomycota; Agaricomycetes; Russulales; Bondarzewiaceae. The transcript is spliced from 13 exons. The coding region runs from base 31 to 1821 and encodes 596 amino acids. The record is from RefSeq and is a predicted model, not a curated record. Gene Ontology annotation, biological process: phosphatidylinositol dephosphorylation.
UAUGGCAUCCUUGGUCUCAUUACACUGGCAAUGUCGGAGUAUCUAAUUGUCUUCACGGGCCGUGAGCAUCGAGGAACCCUGCUAGGACAUGCUGUCUAUCGUGCAGUAGAUUUCGAAAUACUUCCUCUGGAUCCGUCCGCAUCUGUAUCAAGUCCCCCACAUCCUGUCGAGGCGCACCUACUAGCACUCGUCCGCUCACAUCUUAAAAGCGGAGUCUUCUUGUUCAGCUAUGGCUUUGACGUGACACGGCGUUUACAAGCGCAGUGGGUAGCCCAAGAGAAAGACGAAGGCAGGGCAUUCUGGGAAGUGGUGAGUCCGCGUGCCGACGACAGAUUUUUCUGGAAUAAAUACUUGCAAUCCAGGCUCAUUGACAUCAGCAUCUCAAAUCCUAAAAACGAUCUAAGUUCCUAUAUUCUCCCAAUAAUCUAUGGCUCCUUUGAUAUCCGACUCUCGUCGAUUAAUGGUCAAAACAUACAAGUCAGUUUAAUAAGCCGCCGAUCGCGGUUCCGUGCAGGCACGCGGUAUUUCAGACGGGGUGUAGAUCACGACGGCCACGUUGCAAACUUCAACGAGACAGAGCAAAUUGUUCUCAUUGGUGGCACGACGCCUGACGCCGACGACUUCACGCAUAAAUUAAGCUUUGUGCAGAUUCGUGGAAGCGUGCCUGUGUUCUGGGCAGAGGUGAACACGCUGAGGUACAAGCCGGACUUGCAGAUCAUGGAUCUCCCUGACUCGGUUGACGCGACUCGCCGACAUCUCCAAGAACAAGUCUCUUUGUACGGCGAGCAGACAAUGGUGAACUUGGUCGACCAGAAGGGAUACGAGAAGCCUGUGAAAGACGCGUACGAGCGGAACGUCUCUGAGGCAAAUGUACCGGGGGUCAAGUACCAAUAUUUCGAUUUCCAUAACGAGUGCAAGCAUAUGCGAUGGGACCGCAUAAGCUUGCUCCUAGACAGCGUCGCUGACGAUUUGAUACGGGACGGAUAUUUCCGGGUGGAUUCGGGCAACCCAGAGCCCGUCGACUGGCAGCUUGGAGUCGUCAGAACAAAUUGCAUGGACAAUCUGGACCGCACAAACGUCGCGCAAGCAGCUACCGCCAAGUGGACGCUGAACCGUCAACUGAAGGCCGUCGGUGUACUGGCUGAGAAUGACACUGUUGAUAAUCACGAAGAGUUUAACCAGUACCUCCGCGAGAUGUGGUCCGACCAUGCGGACUACAUCUCGAGGGCGUACGCUGGUACAGGCGCCCUCAAGACAGACUUCACUCGUACUGGCAAACGCACUCGCGUCGGUGCCUUUGAUGAUUUGAAGAAAUCUGUCAUGCGUUAUUUCAAGAACAACUACUUCGACGGCGCUCGGCAGGAUGCAUUCGAUCUUAUCACCGGCACUUGGGUUCCACGGAAAGGCCCCUCUUCAGCCCUGUUCCUCAUCACGGAUAACAGGCCUCUCAUCAUACGAUCUGUCCCCUAUGCGCUCUCGUUCGCUUUGUUCAUGAUCUUAGCAGGUCUCACGCUGCCCCGCUCUUCCGACUACUCUCUCUUCUAUUAUUUCAUUUUCUGGUUCAUGAUUUUCGCUUCGGCCCUCACUUUCAUUUUCCUCUAUGGCAUCGACUACGUUGCGUGGCCAAGGCUUCUCCCGCCGACGGAUGUCAUUCAUUACAGCGGUCCGGGCUUCCGGUCGGCGCACAAGGGCAAGGGCCUCGGGGUGGAUGUCGGGAAGCUGAAGGCUGGUGCGAACGCGCAAUGGCUGGCGAGGGGAGCCCGACGGACGGACAAGCAGAUGGAGGAGAUUGAGCUCGGCACCAAGAAACGGAUGGACUGAGGCGCCGCGCGUGUGAACACGCACGCUGGACUCGUAGACCUCUCGACUGCUGUCCCCUUCUAGUGUCUAGCUAAGGGCCGUACACGCUAGCCAUUCGCGCUCCCGGUUUGCGAGCUGUCUGUUGGAUAUUCUGCGCGGCCAUGUAUAUCUGCACAUUGGCACAUACUCGAUAUUUAUGCUCACCCCUUUCUCAGAUACAUAUACUGAAUGCGGUCCGCUCUCCACG